AUGGCUCUGAGGUCUUUGCGACCUGAUAGCCAUAUCCCUAUCUCUCCUAAUGAGUUCUAUGAUGCCGUAACAAACCUGUGGAAAAUAUGGCGCGUCUCCAAGAAACCAAGCAAGCCGUCGAGGAUAGCCCUGGCUGUCAGCGGUGGACCAGAUUCGAUGGCGCUGGCCUUUCUCUGCAAGCAAUUGAUCUCGGAACGCCUAAUUCCCGACCUAAACGUGAAGCCGUUCAUCGUGGAUCACAAGGCUCGAGAGGGGAGCACGGAGGAGGCACAUAAUGUUGCGAGUUGGCUUAAAGAUCUGGGUUUUGAGCCUUCAAUUCUAACCCUUCGUUGGGCCAGCGGGACUAUCCCGUCCAGUCUAUCCAACUUUGAAACCUCGGCCCGGAAAUAUCGCUACCAGAUGCUUGGUCAUGCUUGCAAGGAAUAUAACAUCCAGGCUCUUUUUCUGGGACACCAUCAGGAUGAUACUGUGGAAACAGUACUUAGUCGUCUAGUUCGGGGCCAACGUCAGGCAUCCGGUUUCACAGGCGUAGCCAGCGUAGGACAUAUACCAGAAUGUCAUGGCAUCUACGGGUUGGCUGAAAGCGGGUCAUUUAUCAAGCUCAAGAAUGUCAAAAGCAGGAUAGACCCGGCCGGGAGACAUCCAGUCCACGACAGAGAACGACCAGACGAAUCACAACUCAAACAGGCUUGGGGAAUUAAUUCAAACACACCCCACAGCAACGAUAUUUUACUCCCCAUUUCAGAUGGUGGCAUUUACCUCUUCCGUCCGUUCAGUUCCUUUCCAAAAUCACGCUUGACUUCCACCUGUCUUCAGAACAACAUAAAGUUCGCAAUCGACAAAACUAAUUUUGAUCCUACCGUCACUUCUCGUAACACAUUACGAUAUCUCUUGUCCAAUGACAUGCUUCCUCGUGCACUGCGGGCUCCGUCAAUAUUACAACUAAUCGAAAAUAGCAAGCAAGUCUCAGAGGAACUCAACAGGCAGUCAAAUAUCUUUUUGAGAAAAUCUCAAAUCAUCAAACUCGAUCUUCGAACUGGCAGUCUUGUUAUCAAUUUUCCCAACCCCCGUCUGAUACAAAACUUUGGGGUAAGCCUGGAUGAUCCUGUUGGCCCUGCUUCCGUUAUGACCCAAAAAGCCAUGGUCAUCACUUUACGGCGCUUUUUGGAUGUCAUUUUGCCGGGUCAAAAGAAUCAUGUACCAUUUCAUAAAUUCAAAUCGGCGCUACAAAUAAUCUUCCCUGCAUCUGAAGCGAUUAAUGGUGAGGCACCACCUCCCCUUAAAAUGGACAUUUUUACAGUCGACGGCGUGAAGUUUGAACCUGUAAAGGUGCCAAAGAAGCGGGAUGCAGAACCUCAUUUGAAUCUUAAGGCAUUUAAGUCUAGGAAGCAGAAUGACGCUACUGCUUCUAUUUCAGAAUUCCAAAAUACUUGGCUCCUAACACGCGCGCCGUUCCCAAGGCGUCUUCCAUUGCCUACUGCCAGUUUCAAUCUCCAACUUCCUGAUUUAUCUAUUGCAGAUCAUGUAGACAGCGUGACCUGGUCUGAUUGGCAACUCUGGGAUAACAGAUACUGGAUACGCCUGGGGGCCGAAAAGGUUCCCCGAACAUAUCCGAUAGAAGAAUGGCCCUAUGAAUAUAGGGACACACCCGUCCCCCUUGUAGUUCGGCCGAUGAAAAGUUUAGACUUAGCAGAAGUCAGAAAACAACUUCUACAAUACCAGAUAUGGCACCAUGAGAAUCACUUUAGUCGGGGCUUUAGGAAAGUGGAAAAUGAAUCUAUCAGAACACUGAGGACGAGAAAGAUAUUAGAUCAGCAUUUUUGGCAUCAUGCUCCAGACAAAUUGAGAUACACGAUUCCUGUCAUCGCAGAAGCCACGGGCCAGCAAAGAGUACUCGCAUUUCCGUCGUUUGGUGAACGGAUGCCAGUAACCUUAACACGAGGGAUACGCGAGACCAGUGUGAUAGAUCAUUGGUGGUUGAAUUGGCAAAUUAGUUAUAAAAACAUUGAGGAAGACGUUUUGAAAUUGGCUUCACGGGAUUUGGGCAUAGAGAUACGUCGAGGGAUUCUUUAG
Paracoccidioides brasiliensis Pb18 is the source of this 2073-nucleotide messenger RNA. Its product is annotated as tRNA(Ile)-lysidine synthetase. The transcript has 3 exons. Gene Ontology annotation, biological process: tRNA processing. The coding region runs from base 1 to 2073 and encodes 690 amino acids. The record is from RefSeq and is a predicted model, not a curated record. Gene Ontology annotation, molecular function: ligase activity, forming carbon-nitrogen bonds; ATP binding.